UCCUACCAUAACUUUCUCUGUCUCUCAAUCUGUAGAAAAAAUAAAAAUGCAGGCAACAGCAACUACUACUCCACUAACCUGCUCACUUUUUCCACUCCAAGCUACAGUGGAGAAACUCACAGCGAAAAUUUUCUCAGAAAGGAUUUCAAAUAAAGGUACAAUUUGAGCUGCAACCUCCGCCGUACCCACUGAAUGCUCUAGAGCCACAUAUGAGCAAGGAAUCACUUGAAUUUCAUUGGGGUAAACACCACAGAGCAUAUGUAGAUAACCUAAAUAAACAGAUAGUAGGAACUGAGCUAGAUGGGUUGCCACUGGAAGAUGUCGUACGCCGCACAUAUAACAAAGGGGAUUCCCUUCCAGCCUUCAACAAUGCUGCCCAGAUCUGGAAUCAUGAUUUCUUUUGGGGAUCCAUGAAACCAGAUGGAGGGGGCAAACCAUCUGGGGAACUUUUAGAAAUGAUUGAAAAAGAUUUUGGUUCUUAUGAGAAAUUCAUUACAGAUUUCAAGGCUGCUGCUGCUACACAGUUCGGUGCUGGUUGGGCUUGGCUAGCUUAUAAAGAGGAGGACAAGAAACUUGUAAUAUUGAAGAGUUCAAAUGCUGUGAACCCUCUAGUACAAGGACAAGAUUACACUCCGAUUCUCACCAUUGAUGUUUGGGAGCAUUCCUACUACAUCGACUACCGGAACCGACGCCCUGAUUACAUAUCAGUCUUUGUGGAGAAACUCGUCUCCUGGGAGGCAGUCAGUUCUAGACUUGAGAAGGCAAAAGCUUGAGCAGAAGAAUCAGGAGUGGGAUAAAAUCACAUUGUCUCGAGCCUCUUGCAAUAAUUACCAAACAUCUACUAGUUACUCCAAUUGAAUUCUCCAGUUGUUACUUUUUAUGCAAUCUAUAAUGCAAGAUACAUUGUUGCAGAAGAAAUUCUAAAUCAUUUUUCAUUGCAACCUAAAGUCGGAUAUAUGAUGAUGUUUAAUCAAGGCAAAGUUUGGGCACCCCCCUCCCUCAAUUGUGCUACUACUCUGCUUACUGGGCCUAGUCCUUCAGAAUUAAUAUCAUGGGAUUUCAGUGGUCAUCGUCAUCCCCACGAACCCCGCAUAUAUGGUGGCCUCCUCCUGAUUAAUUGUUAUAGACGUUUUGCAAUUUCUUGUACGCAUUUUGCUUCUUCUUCUUAUCUGCUUCGUGGACUUUGCAUAUUUUCGAGUUUCGUUUUAAAAAUAAGUAAGUAGCGGUUAUAAGUUCGACAAA
Molecule: messenger RNA, 1242 nt
Organism: Papaver somniferum (opium poppy)
Lineage: Eukaryota; Viridiplantae; Streptophyta; Magnoliopsida; Ranunculales; Papaveraceae
Product: superoxide dismutase [Fe], chloroplastic-like
Exons: 9
Coding region: 210-773 (187 amino acids)
Biological process (GO): superoxide metabolic process
Cellular component (GO): chloroplast nucleoid
Molecular function (GO): superoxide dismutase activity; metal ion binding
Source: RefSeq, a predicted model, not a curated record